AUGCCCAGCGCCCCCAGCUGCGCGCUGCUGCUGCUCCGAGGCACUCUCAGGCAGCGGGUCUGUACACUGUUCAUCAUGGUUUUCAAGUUCACCUUCGUCUUCCUCAUGAUCUACUGGCACAUCGUGGGUGAACCUAAGAACCAAGGACAGCUCUACAAUCUGCCUGCCGACCUGCCCUGCCCCUGCCCAGAGCCUCCCAUGGCCCUCCCCAGUAGCUCCCCUCCUGGCAACAUCUUCUUCCUGGAGACCUCAGACCGGACCAACCCCAACUUCCUGUUCAUGUGCUCGGUGGAGUCAGCGGCCAGGGCCCACCCCAAAUCCAGAGUGGUGGUCCUAAUGAAGGGGCUGCUGGGGGACAGUGCCUCCCAGCCCCAGAACCUGGGGCUCUCGCUGCUGCGCUGCUUCCCCAACGUCCAGAUGCUGCCGCUAGACCUGGAGGCCCUGUUCCGCGGCACGCCCCUGGCUGCCUGGCACUCGGCUGCGCGUGCGCGCUGGGAGCCAUACCUUCUACCUGUGCUCUCCGACGCCGGCCGAAUCGCGCUGCUGUGGAAGUUCGGCGGCAUCUACCUGGACACGGACUUUAUCGUCCUCAAGAGUCUACAGAACCUGACCAACACGCUGGGCACCCAGUCCCGCUAUGUCCUCAACGGCGCUUUCCUGGCCUUUGAACGGGGCCACGAGUUCAUGGCACUCUGCAUGCGGGACUUCGUGGCGCAUUACAACCGCUGGGUCUGGGGCCACCAGGGCCCGCAGCUCCUCACGAGGGUCUUCAAGAAGUGGUGCGCCAUCCGCAGCCUAGGGGAGCGCCAGGCCUGCCGCGGCGUCACCACCCUACCCCGGGAGGCCUUCUACCCCAUCCCCUGGCAGAACUGGAAGAAGUACUUUGAGGACAUCCGCCCCGAGGAGCUGCCCCGCUUGCUCAACGCCACCUAUGCCGUUCACGUGUGGAACAAGAAGAGUCAGGGCACCCGCUUCCGGGCCACAUCCCGGGCGCUGCUGGCUCAGCUCCAUGCUCGCUACUGCCCCACGACGCACGAAGCCAUGAAGAUGUACUUAUGA
Chrysochloris asiatica (Cape golden mole) is the source of this 1059-nucleotide messenger RNA. It is a transcript of the gene A4GALT, whose product is annotated as alpha 1,4-galactosyltransferase. Gene Ontology annotation, biological process: protein O-linked glycosylation. NCBI's taxonomy places the organism in Eukaryota, Metazoa, Chordata, Mammalia, Afrosoricida, Chrysochloridae. The transcript has a single exon. The coding region runs from base 1 to 1059 and encodes 352 amino acids. Gene Ontology annotation, molecular function: acetylglucosaminyltransferase activity. The record is from RefSeq and is a predicted model, not a curated record.